AUGAUUAAAGAUCAAACUCUUGAAUAUCUUGCUAAAGCACUAAACAGUAAGGAUAAGCAAACAUGUAUUUUAUCAGCGAAAUCAUUGUAUUUAGCUUCAAAAACUCAUGAAUUUGGAUAUGACGUUUUAAUUGAACUAAAAGACCAUACAGAGAAUAAAAUACAUGAUGUUGCCGUCUAUUCAUCUGUUGCAUAUACUCGAGUUCUAGCGAAAUUGUCAUCAACCGAAAAACCUAUUAUGAAAAGUUAUAUUGAAUUUUUACCAAGAAUUUAUGUAUUUGAAGAUUUACACUGUAAUCAAGCUCUAGCAAUCGAAAUACUUUAUAAUUAUUCAGCUAAUAAAUAUUCUAUUCCACAAGAUACAAUUUUUGCAUUAGGCAAUGCAAUUAGUAUACCGGAAAUUUCUUAUCAAGCUUUAAGAGUAUUGAGUAACGUAAUUAGAAAUCGACAAAUUGUUAGUAAAAAAUUUCUGCUUUUUCUUGCUGAUAAUCUUUACUCAUCACACGAUAGUCAAUUAAGAGACGAAUCAUUUGAACUAUUGGAUAUAGCUAAUGAUAAUCAAGAUAUGUCCGAUGAAAUUUUUUGUAUAUUAGAAUUAGAAAGAGCUAUUAUCACCGUUAAUUCUUUUCCAUCAGACAGUAAUGAUGCUAUUUCUUACGUAUACAAAAUGACAGAACAAAAUCAAAGAUUAACACUUAAUGGAUUUAUAAUGCUACACAAAAUAAUGAAUAGUCCAUCUGAAUUGGAUGAAAAGGUUUUCGGAAUUUUUUUGAAUAUUUCUAAAAAUGCACAACCUCUACCUGAUAAUUUAAUUAAUAAGCUGGUAGAAAGAUUCGAUCCUCGGCAAGCAAAUUGCCAUUUGAUUGAUAUAUUUGAAAAUUUAGUUAAAAAUAAUCAAAAUAUUUCAGCUAAACUUACAUUGAAAUUAGAGAAAGCAUUAGAAAAUUCACUGAUUUCAGAUCAAGUAUUGUCAAUUUUUGUACUUCUGGCACUAAAAGGUGAAUAUUUAUCAAAAAAUAUAAUCAUUAAAAUCUUAGAUAAAAUUUUAAUUUUACAAAAUUCAUUGAUUAUUCAACAAUAUUUAUCUGUUAUUUGUUCAUUGAUUCAAAACAAAGAUUAUUUUAAAGAAAACUUUAUAGAUUCCUUUCGUCAAUUUUUUAAUCCAUUUUCUGAUGCUGGUAUUAGGUUAGUUUCACGUAUUCAAUCAGUUUUAAUCCAUUUAUUAAAAGGAAACGAUCAAAAUGUUAUUCGUAAAAGUCUUAAUGGAUUAAAAAUACUUAUAACAUUUCAUAAAGUUGAACUUAAUCAGAAAAGUAUAGAUAUUUUAUUAGAUCUAACAGGAAAUACUAUUUGUGAUGAAAAUAUGAAAAAUGAUAUUAAUAUACUAUUAAAUACAUCCACAUUAGAUUAUAGUCAACAAUGCAGAAUGAAAUUGGUUAAUUUAAAGUAUAAUUCGAAUGAUGAAUUGCUCGAAGAAUUGGCUAAGUCUUCUAAACCGAAAUUAUUUCAACAAAAUUUUAAUCAAAUAGAUAAUAUCAUUAAUAAUUAUCCAGAAUUAAAUGAAAAAGCAUUGACAACUUUACUACAAUGUUCGAAUAAAGAAAAUAUGACAGAUACAUUGUUAUACAGUAUUACUAUUUUAAUGCUUAGUAUGAGCUCGAAAGAAACCAGAAUAUUAUGUAGACAGUUGAUAAUUGAAACAAUUAAAGCAGGAAAAAUACUUCCAAAUGAACUAAUAUCUCGUAUUGCUAUUCACAAUGAUAUAUUGAAAUUGAUCGCUGAAAAUCAGCCGAUUCCAGAAAAAUUUCGACGUCAUUUAAAUUUGUUUUCACAAGUUGAUAGUACCGAUAAUAUUGAACUAAAAAAUCUUAGUCAAUUUCUACAAAAUAUUCGACAUGAAUUUAAUCAGCACUAUAUAUUAUCUGAUCUAUCAAUGUCAAAAUUGCUUUCUAUUCAAAUUCCUAAGAAUAAAAAUGAAAAUGAUUUCUGCAUGAAAUUAGAACGAGAGUUGAUUGAUAUAUUUGCGUUGAUAUUAAGAAGAAAUCCGUGUCAUUCUUCGCAAUCAUCGAUAGUAGAUAGGUUAGAAAAGGAAAUUUUAUCAAAAAAAAUAAACCAAAAUAUUCUAAUGGCAUAUCAAGAAGUUAUUAAAAUGAAACGAUGUCAAACAAAUAAUUUAUCUAAAAUCUUAGAUAGUUUAGCAGGUUUAUUAGAAUAUGGUAAUACAUUUCUAAAUUUAGAAGUUGAAUUAUUGGCAUGUAUUGCUCUGAUAUCUAAAGUUAUGGAAAGAUUUACGUUAAGUCAAAUAGAACGAUUUGAUUUUUAUGAAACUUGGCUCGAAAUUGAAGAAUAUACUGGAUUUCCACAAGGUCAAAGUGAUAUAUUACUUAAAUUAUUACAUCGAAUUCAGUUAAAUAAUAGAAUUUCGUUUAAUCAAUGUAAUGAGCUAAUAAAAGUUCUAACGAAUAUUGACUUUGAAAGUAUUUAUAAUAUCUUAUCGAUUAGUCCAAGUCCAUAUGAGGAUGUUCUCAAAAAAAUUCUCAGAGACUUAAUUUUUCAACGUUUAUUACAUACAGAAAUAAAUAACAAAUAUAUCGAUGAUUUAGUACGUAAAAUGAUUACAAAAUUUAAUUUUGAUAUAAGUAAAAAACUUUUGGACACAGUACAGACUAUAGAUAGUUUAAAAGAUUUUGAAGAACUUUUAGAUUUUGCCGAAGAAAAUAAAAUUAAGAUAUUUGAUAUACAUACUCAAUAUAUAAGCAUUUCAAUGUUGAAAAGAUUGUUAGAAAUAAAAUUUUUGGAUAAUCAAAUUAUAUAUGUUGAUCAUUCAAAAUUAGCUUUUAUUCUUAGUAAUUUAUUAAAUAGUAAAUGGACUUUUGAACAAUUGAAUAUUAUUUUCAAAAAUCUUGAUGCUUCGAAUAAUGAAGAGAAACGAAUCAAAGAAAUAAAUUUUUUUUGUGUCCUAGAAAUACUAUCACAAUAUAACAUAUUUUCAACAGCAGAAAAUCAAGAAAAGAUAUUAGUAGCUCUCAAAGAACCAGCACAGAAUUGGCAUCGAUUGAUAAAUAUCAUUGCAAUUGAAGCUAAUUUUCCUGAAAUAGGUCAACUAAGAAAUGUAACAGAAUUAAUACCAGAAUUUGAAACAAAUAAUUCUCAAAAUAAAGACUUAAUAGAAUUAGUUAGAAAAAAUUUAGUGGAUUUAAUAAAUAAAAUUAAAAGUACGAAUUUAACUUCUAAAAUUCUCAGUCAAACUAUGCAAUAUAAAUAUGAUGAAAAAUUGAAAAAGAGAAGACAAGUCUAUAUUAAUGAAUGGACUAAACAUGAAAUUCAAGGAUGGGCAAAAACAAUAAAAGAUAAUGGUCAUUCGUGUAAAAAUACAGACGAUUUUAUUGUAGAAACUUUAGCAGUAAUAAAACAAGCUUAUCUCUUAGACAGUGGUUUUCAUUUGACUGAUGCUCAACUUUUAAGUUGUAUAAUUCUUUUAAAAGCAAAUACCGAUAAAGGAAUGUUGUUGCAAAUAAGAACUGGUGAAGGUAAAUCAACAAUUAUAGCUGUAUUAGCAGUAAUACAUGUAUUAAAAGGAAAAAAUGUUGAUGUUAUUACUAGUUCACCUGUACUCGCAGAAAGAGCCGCAAAAGAAAAGAAAAAUUUCUACAAUAUGUUUAAUUUACAAUGUAGUGAUAAUAAUGAUAAAUCAAUUUAUUGGACAGGUCCAAAAUCUUGUUAUAACAGUGAGAUAGUUUAUGGUGAAGUAGCACAAUUUCAGUUUGAUACUCUAAGAACAGAAUAUAGUCAACUUAAUACUUUAGGAAAUAGAAAGUUUGAAGUUGCUAUAGUAGAUGAAGUAGACAGUAUGCUGAUUGAUGAUAGUUCGAAAAUUGCAAGACUUGCGACUACCAUACCGGGAAUAGAUCAAUUACAAAUAAUAUACCACACUUUAUGGUAUCGACUUGUUUAUUUACAAGAAAGAAUGCUUGAAAUUAAUAAUAAAAUCUAUUUAUUUCAUGGGAAAAUUAGUUCUGAACAAGAGAAAAUCAUUUUAGAAUAUAUUGAUGAACAACAAGGAAAUAUUAUCAAAAUUCCUGAUUUGAAAACCUACGUAGAAUCUACUUCGGACAUUAGUCAUAUUGAAAUAUCGAUUUCAGAAAAUGUUGAAGUUGAAGCAUUUAUCAAAGACGAUUUAAGAAAUAACAUUAGAAAUUUAAUUGAUAGAUUAACCAUCAUACCAAAAGGCUUUGAAGAAUUUGUUGAUACACAAAUGUGUAAAUGGAUAGAUAAUGCUCUGACUGCAUUAACUUAUCAGGAAAAUGUACACUACGUCGUACAUCAAGGUUUAAUUAAACCGGUAGAUUAUGCUAGUACAGGUAUUGUUCAAAAUUUUUCACAUUGGAGUGAUGGUCUCCAUCAAUUUUUGCAACUGAAACAUGAUCUAAAAAUGACGUCUGAAACUUUUACUACGAAUUUUCUAUCAAAUAAAGGAUUCUUUAUAAAAUAUGGUUCGAAUUUAUUCGGUCUUACAGGAACACUUGGUUCUGAAAAAGCUAAGCAAGUCUUAGUUGAUAUAUAUAAUGUACAUCUAGGUAUUAUUCCCAGUUUGCGUCAAAAGCAGUAUCUUUCAUUGCCUGAUCUUGUAUUGACUAAUGAAGUUGAUUGGCUUAAUGAAAUAUGUCAUUCGGCAAUUAAUGAAUCGAGAAAAGAACGAGGAAUACUUGUUAUAUGUGAAACAAUUGAAUAUAGUGCACAGAUAGCAGAAAAAAUCCGACGAGAUUACCGUUCAAGUACGAUAAAAUUAUAUACGAUGAAUAAUAUGAAUCAAGAGAAACAUAUCGAAAAAAUAUAUCCGAGAGAAAUUAUUGUAGCUACAAAUUUACCAGCUCGAGGUAAUGAUAUAAAAACGGAUCAUAUUGAAAAAUAUGGUGGUCUUCAUGUUAUUGUUACAUUUAUGCCAUCUAAUAAACGUGUUGAAGAACAAGCAUUUGGUAGAACUGCACGACAAGGUAAGCGUGGUACAGGUCAAAGAAUAAUAAAUGCUGCUAGUUUAGCUCAUUACAAAAACUUCAACAUACAGAAAAUCACAGAACUACGAGAUAAUAUUGAGGUAAACAUGUUAGAUGAUUUUCAAAAGCGUGAACUACAAAUAAUUACUUUGAAAGAUGAACUUUUUACCAAGUUUUGUUUGUUGUUAAAUGAAAUAAGACAAAAAAUUAGAGAAAAAAAUAGUUUAUAUGUAAAAAUAGAAAAUCAAGCUAAAAGGAUAUUUACAAAUAUUUCGCCGUCCGUUCUUGAGUCUAAUAUACUUCUCAGCAUUGAAGAACAAUGGGCAAUGUUUUUAUAUCAAAUCGAUAAUCAACAAGCUCCAACUGAUAGCAAGAUAUUUCAUAAACAAUUUGAAAAAUUUAGUAAAAAAAUUCGAGACAAUUACGAAAAUGAUUGUAUUAUUAAGAAUCCUUAUUGUCAUAUUGCCAUUGCUAAUGACUUAGUUAUUAAUGAUUCUUCACUGUACAGAAACUAUGAUAAUGCGAUGAAACAUUUCGAUCGAGCUAUAGAACUUGAUUCAAAACAUAGUGCAGCUGCAUUUGCCGGAAAAGGUUGGUUAUUAUUAAAAGGUAAAGAAAAUUUCUUUCGUUCAAACGAACAAUCUAUAGAUUAUAAAGAAAUGGCUAUUCGACUAUUUAAUAAAGCACUUGAAAUUCUUAGUGAAGAAAUGUCGGCACUAACAGUUAUACAAUCAUUUUUACAACAUCGUUGUCAGAAUAUGAAUACUGAUCUUAGUAAACAAUUAAUUCAAAAAUAUAAUAUUCUUGGUUCUUAUUGUAAUAGUUUAGAAAAUACUGUAAAGAUUAUUAAGAAAUCGCAAAGAUUAAUUCAAAUAACAGAAUUGGUAGAUUACUCAAAAUUAAUAGAAGAUAAAUAUAACAGUAAGAGUUUUUCGAACGAAGUUUUAGCAAAUUUACAAUACGGAAUCUUUAAAAGAAUAAUUUCAUAUGAUGGCAUUGAAAAAGGAUGUGUAAAAUGGUACGACAUUCGUUUAAUACCUUAUAACCGUCUAGAUCAUUACAAGACAUUAAUUCCCAAUAGUAAAGAAAUUAUUGUUACGAAGGAAAAAAAUAAUAUAGUUACAGUUUUUUAUAUACAAAAAAAUAAAGAUCGAUUAAGAGAAUGGAUAGUGAAUGAUUCUACUUUGAGUAAUGCACUUUUAUCUUUAUCGUAUGAUGAAACGAUUCUCGAUCGAGAUAUUCAUAUGAAAAUUUAUAUUUUAAUUUAUGAAAAACUUAAAUCAAAAAAUAGUCAUAUUCGAGAAGAAUUUCCAGCAUUUCUUCAAGAAUCAACAGAUCAUAAUCAAUACGAGGUAACGUUUAAUGAUUUAACUGUUAGACAAGAUAGUGGAACUAAAGAUCAAGCAAUAGAGAUUAUCGAUAAGAUACUGUAUCAAAAUGAAAAUGAUUUGUUUGAUAGAGCUAUUGAACUUUCACCUCUCAAAAAAGUUAAAUGUUUUUCUAAAAAAAGUGGAAUUUUGGACUAUGAUUAUGAACAUAUAAACAUAACUAUACAACAGAUUAAUGCAGAGAAGUUAAGAGAUUUUCUAAAUCCAAACAUUGAAGUUAAAGAGUUGACAAAAGAAGAAGCUCUGACACAAUUGAAAGAAAAUACUUGUUUUUUCGAUCGAUAUUUAUUACCAGAAACUUGGUCCCUCGAUUCAUCCCGAAUUAAUUUAGAAAUUACUUCCGAGAAUAAUAAUAUACCAGAGAAAAUGACUGAUUUGAGCGUCAAAGUCGCAAUGAAACUAAUCGCAGAACGAAUAGAUCAAAAUGAACGUUUCAAUUUGAGUUUCGAAUCAGCUAAUCAAACAGCAAAAAUCUUAGAAAAAGUAUUAUAUCGUUCAAAUAUAACGAUCGAAUUCAUUGGAUUAAUAGCAGAAAAUGUUGAAGAAAAGUUAAGAACGAUAGUAUCUAGAUCCAUUACUCUUGAAUUCACCGACAAUAAAGAAACAUUACUAAAAGUUAUUGAUUCUUUAACAACGGAACGGAUACAAUUGUAUAGUCGCGUAAAAGAACAUGAUAUUACGGAAGUAGUAAAUAAGAUUGGAGCCGAGCAAAAAAUUUCAGAAAUUACAGAUAAAUCUACGACUAUGAAAUUAAUUGAUGUAAAUAAAAGCAUUGUAGAUAAUAUACUUAAUAUUUGUCCUAAUGCGAAUUUUAAUAUAACUUUUAUUAAUAUACAGAAUAAAUGUCUUUUGACUGGAUUAAAAGAUGAACUUAUAAAUGUAAAGUUUAAUAUGUUACGAAAAAAAGCAGCCAAAACAAUUAUUGAACAGAUAAGAAAACAUAAAUUGGAAUUUAGUUUAGUAUUUACACAACUGACAAGUCAUGAAGCAAAACAAAUAAUAGAAUUAGCUCCAAUAGAACAAGAGAACAUAGAAGUUCAGAGAUUUAAAACUUUAAGUGAAUUAUUUAUGAAUCAACUACGGCCUAAUUUAGAGUUAGCUGAAUUUUCUGGACGUGGUAUCGAAUAUUUAAUUGAAAUUAAUGAAAAAAAAUUUAUUCCAUGGACAAGUAUUGUUAGCGUAUGUGUUCUAGCUAAUAUUCAAAUGGCAAUAGGUGGACUAUUAAUAGGUAGUGGAUUUGGGGCCACUUUAGGAAUGAGUCUUGUCACUGAAGGAGGAGCAGAUUUAUUUAUUGCUUACAGAGUAUAUAGCACAAGACAAUUUUCUUGGUCAGAUUUCGCGAAACAAAAGGCAGUAAGUCUAAUUAUUUCAGCAGCUUCAAUGGGACUCUCACCACUCAAAGAUGCAGCUAAAGGAGCUCAGAAUUUAGUUGUAAGCGUCGGAGAAGAAGUAAUUGAACAAGCUGGUACGAGAGUGAUAACAAAUGAUAAUUUGAAUGAAAUAAUGAAGUUAAUAUCAGAUAUGAUUACUGAACAAAUAUUUAGAAUUACAGAAUCACAACUUAUCUUGCCUUUGAGUACUUAUGCUACAGGAAAAUUAACAAAUAUUUUUUCUGAAACAGUCGAACGUUAUGUUGUUGUAGACGAAAAACAAAAUUCAUCUAGUCAAAAUCAAGAAAACAGUAGAAUAUAUAAUACAAUUACAGAACAAAUUGCACAAAACGCUAAAGAUUAUACUAUCUCAUAUAGUCAAUGUGAAAUGAUUCAUUAUGCUCAACAAACAGAUGAAAUAAAUAGUCGAAAAAACGAUGAGAAAAUAAGUGAUUAUGCUCUAGGUGUCAGAACGAAUAUGCCAGCAAACAUGAAAGUCACAGAUACUCCAAAUAUAAAUAAUGAUUCAGGUUAUACAGUUAUUCAACAAAUAUUAGAAGGAAAUGGGAUAAGCAAAACUAUCGAAGAACUUCGUAAUGAUAGAGCUACAAUAAUACAGGAUAAUCCUCGCCAGUUUUCUAGAGCAUUAAGGGCACAAAAAUGGAUUGAAGAUCAUUAUCUUCAAGAGAUGAACAAUUUAUUAAUCAUACAAUCAGGCAAAAGUUCGAAGCAAUCGAAAGACGAAUAA
Rotaria sordida is the source of this 8499-nucleotide messenger RNA. The record is from the annotation of a GenBank genome assembly. Lineage: Eukaryota; Metazoa; Rotifera; Eurotatoria; Philodinida; Philodinidae.